Molecule: messenger RNA, 852 nt
Organism: Coffea eugenioides
Lineage: Eukaryota; Viridiplantae; Streptophyta; Magnoliopsida; Gentianales; Rubiaceae
Product: 21 kDa seed protein-like
Exons: 1
Coding region: 65-709 (214 amino acids)
Molecular function (GO): endopeptidase inhibitor activity
Source: RefSeq, a predicted model, not a curated record
AGCUCGACAUCAGCACAAUUGCACUGAAUACUUCCUAGACUUCGUACACACCUUGCAGCUCACAAUGAAGAAAUUACUUCUCUUCCUUUCUUUUCUACUCUUCAACUCUUUCCUUUCUUUUGCUGUUGAAGAGCCUAAUCCAGUGCUCGACACCAACGGGGACGAAAUCCGCCCCGGUGUCGAGUACUACAUGGGGACCACCUUCCGCCCUGGCGGCGGUGUAACUUAUGGCAAGGGCCCAGGCAAUGAAAUUUGCCCUCUGGCAGUGGCUCAGGCGUGGCUCAAACGAGGCCUUCCAGUAACUUUUACACCGGUGAACCCAGAAGAAGGCGUGGUUCGUGUUUCCACUGAUUUGAACAUCAAGUUCGCUGAACCACCAAUUAUUGAUUUUUGUAGUGGAUCAAAUGUGUGGAAGGUUCAUUUCAACGAGGCACUCGAACAACACUUUGUACUGACUGACGGAGUUGAAGGGAACUCGGGAUGUGAAACCAUGGCCAAUUGGUUUAAGAUUGAAGCCGUCGGUGUUCAAGGUUACAAGCUUGUUUUCUGUCCCACAGUUUGUGACUCCAGUUCUGAAGCGAUUUGCAAAUAUGUUGGCAUCUAUCAUGAUGACGAUGGAACCAGGCGACUGGCUUUAGGUGGUCAGCCUUACCCGGUGGUGUUCAUAAAGAAAAAUGAAGAUAUUCUCAAGUCUGUUACCUCUACUUAAUUUCAGUUUUAAGUAAGAACAAUAAGGAGCCAUGUAUGCUCUAUCUCUCCAGUGAAUAAUGUAUGACUCUGUAAUAUUGAAAGCUUGUACUGCUUUCCAUAUGAAAAAUUAUGGAACUUAUCAUAAGGUUGUUUGUUUCUUUA